AUGCGGAAAGAUGUCAAGGAGGUCUAUGGUCACAUGACCUGUGCCACAGACACUCAAAACGUUAAAUUUGUGUUCGAUGCGGUAACUGAUAUCAUCAUCAAAGAGACACUGAAAGAUUGUGGACUGUUUUAA
Staurois parvus is the source of this 132-nucleotide messenger RNA. NCBI's taxonomy places the organism in Eukaryota, Metazoa, Chordata, Amphibia, Anura, Ranidae. The record is from the annotation of a GenBank genome assembly.